UGCAAAGGAAGUGAAGUGCCUGAAAUCGAGUCUCGCCAAAACAGAAAGAACCGGAUACUGUCGCUUGGCAGAAGUUACACCUCAGUUACAGCCAUUAAACUGACACAAAGCGAAAACAUAAAGAGAUUCUUUUCCUUACUGGAGAGCUGAAGUGUCCGUCGUCAUGGUGAAGAAUGUUCCGGAAGGUGAAGAAGCGUCACAGCAGCAGCAGCUCACAGAGCAGUGAGAUCAGCACCAAGAGCAAGUCUGUAGACUCCAGUUUGGGUGGCCUGUCCAGGUCCAGCACGGUUGCCAGUCUUGACACAGACUCAACGAAGAGCUCAGGCAACAGCACCUUGGACACAUGUGCCGAGUUCAAGGUGAAGUAUUUGGGGUCCAUAGAGAAGCUGCCGUUCGAGAUGUGCAAGUCACUGCUGGAGCCCCCAGACUUGAUUAGCUAUAUAGACACUGCACAGCAAGAAGGAAAGCUGCCGUUCGUGGCUGCAGAUCAGGAGCUGGUCCUCGCGGUGUCCAAGUAUGGAAUCAGAGUGGCUUCCUCCGACCAGUGUGAGGUGCUGCAUAGGCACCCUCUCUACCUAGUGGUCCGCAUGCUGUGCUAUGAAGACGGGCUGGGAGCCGGCAGGAACCUGCUGGCGUUGAAGACCACCAACCCCGAGCAGCAGGACUGCAGUAUCUGGGUGUACCAGUGCAGCAACUCCGAGCAAGCACAAGCCAUCUGCAAGGUGCUGUCUGCAGCCUUCGACUCUGUGCUGGCGACAGACGCCAAGUCCUGAGGCCAGCUUGGCGGAGAUUCUGCUGUGAGCCAGGCCGGUACCCAGCAUGCAAUGCACCACUGCCAUCAGCUGAGCCAUGUGGGGGGGGGGGGGG
Anguilla anguilla (European eel) is the source of this 867-nucleotide messenger RNA. RefSeq names its product integrin beta 1 binding protein 1 (gene itgb1bp1). The record is from RefSeq and is a predicted model, not a curated record. Gene Ontology annotation, molecular function: integrin binding. Gene Ontology annotation, biological process: negative regulation of focal adhesion assembly; negative regulation of substrate adhesion-dependent cell spreading. Gene Ontology annotation, cellular component: ruffle; lamellipodium; cytoskeleton. Bases 174 to 773 code for a protein of 199 amino acids. The transcript is spliced from 7 exons. NCBI's taxonomy places the organism in Eukaryota, Metazoa, Chordata, Actinopteri, Anguilliformes, Anguillidae.